This is a messenger RNA of Colletotrichum abscissum, 1137 nucleotides long. RefSeq names its product amidohydrolase. Gene Ontology annotation, cellular component: cytosol; cytoplasm. Gene Ontology annotation, biological process: secondary metabolic process. The transcript has a single exon. The record is from RefSeq and is a predicted model, not a curated record. Bases 1 to 1137 code for a protein of 378 amino acids. Gene Ontology annotation, molecular function: carboxy-lyase activity; hydrolase activity. Lineage: Eukaryota; Fungi; Ascomycota; Sordariomycetes; Glomerellales; Glomerellaceae.
AUGGCCUCAUCAACACCCAUGACGGUGGUGGACGUCCACACCCACAUGUACCCCCCGUCCUACGUCAAGAUCCUCGAAUCUAGAACCACCAUUCCCGUCGUGCGCAGCUUCCCGCAAACACCAGACCCGCGCCUCAUCCUCCUGGCCUCGGAGGAACAAGCCCUCGAUGAGGCUACCAAGGAUCCUUCAGCGAAGCCUCCUGGCCGGCCGCUGACCUCUCACUACGCCUCGCUCGACCAAAAGGUCCACUUCAUGGACACGCACAAGAUCAACAUCUCGGUCAUCUCCUUGGCGAACCCGUGGCUCGACUUCAUCGAUGCCUCCGAAUCUGGCGCCAUGGCCAAGGGCGUCAACGAGGAGUUCGACGGCAUGUGCGCCGCACACCCGGGCCGCCUCUUCUUCUUUGCUGCUCUGCCUCUGACGGCAUCACUCGAGACCAUCUUGGAGGCCAUCAACCACGUCAAAGCCCUCAAGUACUGCCGCGGCAUCAUCCUCGGCACUUCGGGGCUCGGCAAGGGCCUCGACGACCCGGACCUGCUGCCCAUCUUCAAGGCCAUCGCCGCCGCCCGCCUGACCAUCUUCCUGCACCCGCACUACGGGCUGCCCAACGAUGUCUGGGGUCCCAGGGCGAGCAACGAGUACGGCCACGUUCUUCCCCUGGCCCUGGGUUUCCCGAUGGAGACCACCAUCGCCGUGGCACGCAUGUACCUGGCUGGCGUCUUCGAUGACGUCCCAGAGCUGCGCAUGCUUCUGGCGCACAGCGGAGGCACGCUGCCUUUCCUGGCGGGACGCAUCGAGAGCUGCAUCAUGCACGACGGGCAGCUGGUGCGCGAGGGCAAGGUCGGCAAGGGCCGCCGGACGAUUUGGAGCGUGCUCAAGGAGCAGAUCUACCUCGACGCCGUCAUCUACUCAGAGGUUGGGCUGAAGGCGGCCAUCGAUGCCAGUGGAGCGGAUAGACUCAUGUUUGGCACUGAUCAUCCCUUCUUCCCGCCAUUGACCUCUGAUGAGCAGGGCGAGUGGGAGAGUGUGAGCAUGAAUGCUGAUGCCGUUGCUGUGGCGGUGGGUGAGGGAAGCGAGCAGGCCAAGGCCAUCAUGGGCGGCAAUGCGAUUGAUAUUUUGAGACUAAAGGUGGACUGA